AUGUCGUGCGCCACCCAUAAACACAACUCCAGUGAGCGAAAUCAAGCGAAGAAAACGGCAGCAGUAAGAAGUAGCACGUUCUCUUCCCAAGUUUGUUUAGAUAUCGAAGAAAUGUCAUCAUCUAUCCAAUUACUUAACCCUAAGGCCGAGUCAUUAAGGCGUGCCCAAGCGUUGCAAGUGAACGCUGCCGCCGCCCAAGGUUUACAGCUGGUGUUAGCAUCCAACUUGGGCCCCAAAGGUACACUCAAGAUGUUGGUUGAUGGAUCUGGAGGGAUUAAAUUGACCAAAGAUGGUAAAGUUCUUCUCAGCGAAAUGCAAAUACAACAUCCUACUGCCGUUAUGAUUGCUAGAGCAGCUACUGCGCAGGAUGAAAUCGCUGGUGAUGGUACAACUACCGUGGUGCUUCUUGUAGGUGAGUUGUUGAAGCAGGCUGAGAGAUUUAUCAGCGAAGGUGUUCACCCAAGAGUCAUCACCGAUGGGUUUGAGGUUGCCAGAGAAGCCUCUUUGAAGUAUUUGGAUUCAUUCAAGACCACCCCUUCCAAGUUCGAUAGAGAAUUAUUGUUACAAGUUGCCAGAACUUCGUUGGCCACCAAGGUGAACAGCGAACUUGCCGAAGUAUUGACCCCCAUCGUUACAGAUGCCGUUUUAAGUGUCAAGGGUGCAGAAGACAACAAGAACUUUGAUUUGCACAUGAUUGAAAUCGUUUCUAUGCAGAAUCAAACUCCAAAGGAUACCCAGUUGAUUAAAGGUUUAGUGUUAGACCACGGUGCAAGACACCCAGAUAUGCCAAAGAGAGUCGAGAAUGCUUUUGUGUUGACAUUAAACGUUUCCUUAGAGUACGAAAAGACUGAGGUUAACUCUGGAUUUUUCUACUCCAGUGCUGAACAGAGAGAAAAAUUGGUCGCCAGUGAAAGAAAGUUUGUCGAUGAGAAGUUGAAGAAAAUUGUUGACUUGAAGAACGAAGUUUGUGGAUUGGACUCCAAUAAGGGAUUCGUUAUCAUAAAUCAAAAGGGUAUCGACCCUAUGUCGUUGGAUGUGUUGGCUAAGCAUAACAUUUUGGCCUUGAGAAGAGCCAAAAGAAGAAACAUGGAAAGAUUACAAUUAGUCUGCGGCGGAGAAGCCCAGAACUCAGUUGAUGAUUUAUCGCCAGAAAUAUUGGGAUAUUCCGGAUUAGUCUACGAGCAUACUAUUGGUGAGGAAAAGUUUACAUUCGUCACUGAAAACAAAGACCCAAAGUCUGUCACUAUAUUAAUUAAAGGUGCCACAAACCAUAUCUUGCAGCAAACCAAGGAUGCAGUUAGAGACGGUUUGAGAGCAGUUGCUAAUGUAAUCAAGGAUAACUCCUUAUUACCUGGUGGAGGAGCCUUUUUCUUGAGUUGUAAUGAUCAUUUAUUGAGUAAAGAGAAUAAGAUUGCGGUUGGCAGAUCUAAGACAGGUGUCAAGGCAUUCGCUGAGGCAUUAUUGGUAAUUCCAAAGACUUUAGCUACAAAUGCCGGAUUAGAUUCCUUAGAAACAAUUUCCAACUGUCAAGAUGAGAUUAACGACGAUAGAAUUGUGGGAAUUGACUUAAAGAGUGGAGAACCAAUGGAUCCAUCUAUUGAAGGUAUUUGGGAUUCUUAUAGAGUUUUAAGAAAUGCAAUUUCUGCUGCAACAGGUAUUGCAAGUAAUUUACUUUUGUGUGAUGAGUUAUUAAAGGCCGGUAGAUCGUCUUUGAAGCAGGGUCCGCAACAAUAA
Molecule: messenger RNA, 1734 nt
Organism: Dujonia railenensis
Lineage: Eukaryota; Fungi; Ascomycota; Pichiomycetes; Serinales; Debaryomycetaceae
Source: the annotation of a GenBank genome assembly